AUCAAAUUACAACAAGAUAUUGGGCUGAACUUAAAGGGAGUCGUGUGCGAUAAAUCCCAAGGGCACAAGUCAACACUCCGAGGUUUUGAAAACGGAGUGUAAGUGCGAAAAGGAAGAGAUGGAAGGCGGUACAAAGUUCGCCUCAUCCACGAUUAUAAGCCAUUGACCUUACUUAAUAACGAUGCGACCCGCAGUUAACUGCUCCAAAGUACACAGAUAUGAGCCCUUCUGCGAACAGUAUAGACGUAGCGUACAAUGGAAUUAAGAAUACGAUUUAGCCUGUCGAAGCCAUAGAUAUACAUAUAUAUAUAUAUAUAUGUAUGUCCUUGAUGAAGCUAGGACGCAUUGAACCGAUUUAUCUGCAACCUGCAUUUGUCUGUCUAAAAGCAAGUGCUUUAUUCUUUUUUCUCCUGUCGCUAGCCAAAAAAAAUAUUAAUAACAAUAAUGUUGGAAAUAAUGUAAUUGCUAUGGUAACCGACAAAGUAAAACAUUAAAAAUGCCUAAUGUGACAAAAGUAAGAAAAAUGAUUAUUUUUAUCGGAGAAGCAGUCUCAGUGGAAAAGUACGGAAUCGGCUUAAAUAUUAUUGAAAUAAAUUAAAGUUCGACUCGUUUGUGUUUUCCAUAUGUGAAAAAAUUGUAUUAUUGAUGGCGGAAGUUUAUAUUAUUGGACAAAUAUUGAAAGCUAUUGAUUUUGAAGCACCGCAUAUCUAUUGCAAGUGGAGUCUGCAGUCCGGUAGUGCUUGGCGAGUUAUAGAAGGUGACGCUCUGGGUCAAACCGUAAUUGGAAAUAAUAGUUUAGAAAACUCUUCGGACUUUUGUCAUCCGUUGGAUUUGCAUUUGGGAGCAGCUUCCGUGCAGGGUUGGCCUAAGUUACAUGUCGAAUUGCAUGCAGUAAAUGUUUUGAAUAAAAGCUGGCCGAUCGGUUACGGAUUCGCACACAUUCCUGCGCGGCCAGGAUAUCAUCGUUUAGAGAUAAGAACUUGGAAAAUUGCCCCGACCAGUUGGUACGAUAGUAUAAGAGAAAAAUUCGGUGGCGGUGGCUUGGCUUUAUGCAAAGAAGAUUUGAUCUACACGGGAAUCGAAAGAUAUAAGUUAAAGACUAUAUCGUCCGGUAUAGUUAUAGUCGAUAUAAAUUUAAUAUUAUAUAAUUUUGCAAAAUUUGGUGUAGAAUUCAGCUAAUCAUCGGCAU
Glossina fuscipes is the source of this 1189-nucleotide messenger RNA. RefSeq names its product B9 domain-containing protein 2 (gene B9d2). The record is from RefSeq and is a predicted model, not a curated record. Gene Ontology annotation, cellular component: MKS complex. Bases 646 to 1179 code for a protein of 177 amino acids. NCBI's taxonomy places the organism in Eukaryota, Metazoa, Arthropoda, Insecta, Diptera, Glossinidae. The transcript has 3 exons. Gene Ontology annotation, biological process: cilium assembly.